This is a messenger RNA of Cooperia oncophora, 297 nucleotides long. NCBI's taxonomy places the organism in Eukaryota, Metazoa, Nematoda, Chromadorea, Rhabditida, Trichostrongylidae. The record is from the annotation of a GenBank genome assembly.
AUGAAGUGCUCUAUCGGCGCGAGCCAAGCCCUAGCCCUUGCUGGUCUUUCUGAUCUUGCUUGGUGUGAAAUCCAGACCAAGUGGCAUUUGAUUAUCAUCAUUCUCACGCAUUUUGAACCUACUCAAAGCUUUUCGGUGGAACAUCAACUUUUUGUCCGAGUGUCACGUUCUCCGGCUCUGGCAGAUUUCACCAUAAGAAGAGGAGGUGUUCGACCAAGUACUGAAUCUCACUCACCAUCAUUUGGUUGUUCAGCCAUAGAGCAACUACAUUCACGAAAAGCAUUGUUUUUCCCUUGA